Meriones unguiculatus (Mongolian gerbil) is the source of this 2856-nucleotide messenger RNA. It is a transcript of the gene Matcap1, whose product is annotated as microtubule associated tyrosine carboxypeptidase 1. The transcript has 7 exons. Lineage: Eukaryota; Metazoa; Chordata; Mammalia; Rodentia; Muridae. The coding region runs from base 363 to 1772 and encodes 469 amino acids. The record is from RefSeq and is a predicted model, not a curated record.
UUCAUUCUGCGUCUAGUGAGUGCUUGGGACUAGAGGGUGAAUUAGACCCUCCCUGAUCUCGGGAGUUCAGGGCACGGUGGGGAAACAUGGACUUAGUCUCCAACCGUGACAACCUAGGGUUGUCAAGAAGCCAUCAAGACCCUGGGACUCUUUACACAUCGGAAAGCUUUCCCCAAGAGAGUGAGGCCUAGAUCGAGCCCUGAAAAAUGGUUAAGAGGUUGCUCCAGGGACACAUUGGCCAAAGAAUUCUUGGCAGAAGAACCUGACACGUGAAAGAAACGGGUGAAUUCUGGUAAUUACGAAGAGAGGUCAACAGUGUGGGAAGUUGACGUGAGGGAGCUGGAUGUGACCCUCAGGAGAGAAUGGUGCUGGACUCUGGGGCUCAAGUGUAUGAACAAGCACCCCCCAGCCCACCUGCCAGUUCCGCAUCUCAGCACAAUAAACUGAAGCCCUCAAACCGAAAUGGGCCACCCCUGUACCCGUGGCCUCAGUCCUCGGCUGCGCCCUUGGCUGCGGCAGUCCCCUCAGCACCGGACUCCCGGCCUAUGUGGCAGACCUUCUCAAAGCUGCAAUUGGAGCAGCGCAAACACAUGCGUCGCAGCGAGAGUACCUACAGUGUAAAUAGCACUGGCCAGCGACGGGGGCGAGGCAAAGCCCCACUCGGACGGGGAUGUGAUCCAGGUGGAGGGACCCUGCGGCCCGCAGCCUCCUUACCUCAUAUUGCUAAGACUCGAAAGGACGUAGGCAAUGGUAGCAACAAGAGCCCCUGCAUGUUGGUGGCCCUCCGGCCAACUAACGUGGACCAGGAAAGGGAAAAGUUCUUCCAGUCCCAUUACACCUACAAUCCACAGUUCGAGUAUCAGGAACCGAUGCCAAUGAGUGUGCUGGAGAAGUACCAGGAGGCCUCUGGACAGUUCAUCCGUCAGGCAGUUGGCAUCAUUGAAGCUGUCCUGGAGAAGUUUGGCACUUAUGAGCACUUUGAGGCAGCCACAGGGGGCCAGCUGCUGACCAAGUGCCAAAUUUGGUCCGUUGUGCGCAGAUACAUGCAGAAGGAAGGCUGCGUUGGGGAGGUUGUGGUGCAGCUGAGUGAGGACCUGCUGUCCCAGGCAGUGAUGAUGGUGGAGAACAGCCGACCCACACUGGCCAUCAACCUGACCGGAGCCCGCCAGUAUUGGUUGGAAGGCAUGCUGCGGCACGAGAUAGGCACCCACUACCUGCGCGGCGUGAAUAACGCACAGCAACCGUGGCACAGCACCGAAGGCAGACUGCAGUAUGGGCUCCGGCCGGCGAACCCCACCGAGGAGGGCCUGGCCAGCCUGCACAGCGUGCUGUUCCGAAAGGAGCCGUUCCUGUGGCGCGCGGCCCUGCUGUACUACACCAUCCACCAGGCGGCGCGCAUGUCCUUCCGCCAGCUCUUCCAGGAUCUGGCACAGUACGUGCAGAAUGUGGAUGUGCGUUGGGAGUACUGCGUCCGUGCCAAGCGAGGACAGACGGAUACCUCCCAGCCAGGCUGCUUCAGCAAGGACCAGGUGUACCUGGACGGCAUUGUGCACAUCCUGCGGCACCGUCAGACCAUAGAUUUCCCGCUGCUGACCUCACUGGGCAAGGUCUCCUAUGAAGAUGUGGACCUUCUGAGGCCCCACGGAAUAUUAAAUAAUACCAGAGUGCCCCACUUCAUGAAAGAUUUGGGACGCUACCGGCAGCAACUAGAACACAUCAUGGCUACCAACCGGCUGGAUGAAGCAGAGCUGGGCCGCCUGCUACCCAAUUGAUGUUGGUUAACAGUUAUAGAUAGAAGCUCUGGACAGAUCAGAAUAUGAAGUUCUUUAUGGUUCCGCAGCCUAGGUGUUUCUUGGGGGCAUUGGGAGGCCAGGAGCAUCUUGGUAAGAUGAGAGGCAACGUCAGGUUCUUGUCCUUGCUAGCCUUCCGGGGGCCUGUGAACUAACAGCAGCAUGUCACAUAAACUCCUGAACAGGGGAGACCUGGGGAUAGGAGGGGAGAUGAGUGUGAGCAGGAAUGUGGGGUGGUUUGGGAAUGGAAACUUGUUCCUACAUGAGAUGUCUUUGGGUAUCUGGUACCAGCCUUUCCCUUCCCCCACCUGGCCUACUGGUGCUCCUUCAGCAUUCAUACUGUCUACCUCUCACUGGAGCUGGUGGGAGUUGGGGUCCCCUGUAAGGUGACUUGCCUGAGCACAGGGUCCUGGCUUUCACUGGGAUCCAGAAGCCCAGCUGGGCUGGGGUUUGCUUUUCAGCAUUUUGUCUCUCUCACUGGCCAUGCAUUAUUCCAUGUUUGCCUCCAUGUAUUAGUCCAUGCCUCCAGCUGGGGCUGGGAAGCAACAGCUCCUAGGAGUUCAGUGCAGGGACGGGACACUUUGGGGAAGAACCAUUUGUUCCUUGUCCCCCUCUUACCACACACACCGGCACACUGGACUUCAGGUCUUGUGAGUCCGGCCCCACCCUCAGUUCCCACACUAGUCUUGGUUGUACCUGCCGUUGACCACAGCCCCACAGCUGGUCUCUGGCAGUGAGUACAGGCAGGGAACGACCAUAGUCAAACCUGCAGGGCAGGUCCCUAGGAUUUGUUAUCUAAUGUGCAGGCCAGGAGAAGUACAGAGCUGGCCAGCGCUUUCGUUUUCACUUCACAUUCAGCCUUGAGAGACUGAGCCAGUACUGUCCCUACCCUGGUCUUUUAUUUUCCCGUCUGUGAAGCUUGGAAGCACAGCUGGGAAGUUCUUCUCCAUUUACUUAAUAGAUAUGUACAGAGCUCCUUGUGUAUGUCUGUGACUGGUUAGACCCUCCCCCACCACCGCACUCCCAGUCCAGAGGAAAGCCGGAUAAUUAAACAGCAGUCCAGUGA